Messenger RNA from Tarenaya hassleriana, 2201 nucleotides. RefSeq lists its product as uncharacterized. Lineage: Eukaryota; Viridiplantae; Streptophyta; Magnoliopsida; Brassicales; Cleomaceae. Gene Ontology annotation, molecular function: protein binding. The transcript is spliced from 2 exons. The record is from RefSeq and is a predicted model, not a curated record. Bases 198 to 2075 code for a protein of 625 amino acids.
ACCAAACCCUAAUUUCAAUUCAAUUGGGAUUCGAUCUUGGGGCCUCGAAACGUCUAAGAGAUCUCUCUCAUUUUGGUCGUUCUCUCUUUUGCUUCUUCACCGGCUUUCUCAGAUCUACUAUCUGUCCAGAUCUUGCCGUCGGAACUGCCAUAUCUCCGUCGUCUUCUUUCUCUUCGUGUACGUCACCCGCCAGCGAGAUGUCUCCAUCAUCCAAGUCUAGAUCCAAGGACAUGAAGGCUGUGAAUGAUUUGAAAAAGACACCUAUGGAGGGUUCAGGAUCCAUGAGUACAGAAACUGGCAUACUGUCUGGAGCUUACAAUGACCUUUUGGGGACAUUCCAAAGCAUUGAAACAUUCCCAACAACUGGUUCCUCAUUUCUUCACAAUAGUGGCCGUUUUAGAAACAUCGAUGAGUCAGAUUCUACUGGAGUUGACUGUGAUUCUGUUUCUAAUAAUGGUAGCUGGUCAGGUGACUCGGAAGAUCACAAGGAGAAAGCAUCAAAUCCUCCUAUCCAGAAAGAAACAAUACCAGGAGCAGACAAUGACAAGCGUGAAAAGAUCCGGCUGAAGAAUGAAAGAAAACAUCAACGCCAAAAGGAAAAGCGAGCACAGGAGUUACACGAGCGAUGUAGGCAGUAUCUGAUGUCAAGAAAACUUGAAGUCCUUUCGCAGCAGCUUGUAGCAAUGGGGAUUUCUCAAGAACGGGCAACAUUGGCUCUUAUGUUAAACGUGGGGAAAAUAGAGGAAUCCAUUAAUUGGCUGUUUGAUCAAGAUGGAGGGACUAAACAUGCAGAACAGAAAACAGAAUCUGCUCCUAGAAAUUUGAAUAUUGAUAUAUCAGAAGAGUUAGAUCGGAUCUUGGAAUUGGAAACUCGGUACAGGUGCACCAAGCAAGAGGUAGAAAGAGCUGUGGUUGCAGCAGAGGGUGACAUUGAGAAGGCAGAAGAAACAUUAAGAAGACAGAAGCAAGAGCAAUCUACUUGUAAUAAAAAACCCGAAGAGACUAGUGAUAAUCCUGCUUCUAGCAGUGACAAACUAACCACACAUCCCGCAAGUCAGAACACCGUAUCACAAUUGCCUCUGAGAGCAGGUUUGUACCCUGCAGGCCAAGAAACUCGAGAAAGGAAGGAUUUCGAGUACUUGAGACGAUCCAGUUUGUUUGCUGGAGGAGUCCCGGAAUCUGUAAAUCAAAGUUCGGAUCAUCCGUUGGAUAUAAUUCAAAUGAAGUUGGAGUGGAUGAAAUUUCAAGCUGCAGUCAUGGGAGAGAAAAACUGGUCGAGUCCCAUGUCGUAUCAUCAACCAUCAGCUGCAGCACCAAAGCCAGAAGCCCAUUACAUGGCUCUAGGGAAUCAAUUCAAGAAACUUCAGCAGCAAGACGUCAGGGAACCAGUAAUGGCCAUGCAGCAACAUUCUCGAUUUGUUGCUGAUACAAACCCGAUACCUGUCUUGGCCAUGAGUUCGUCCUUCCCUGGGACAGCCAAUGGUUGGUACCCUUUGAGCAGAACUGAGGUGCCUCAAUCUAACGGAUUUGUUCCCGACAUCACUGCCACCAGAAGUCUCAUUCCUAUGGAUCUGAGCUCAAACCCGACUUACCCACAACUUCAAUAUCAGGGCCAAAUGAAUGGUCACCGAAGUGGGGCUAUGGCCACCACAGCACCAGCUGUGGCUGCAGCUGCUUCCCUUGGACUAUUCUCAGGGUUCGGACCCGCACCCACCUCAGGAUCAUCUCAUUCCUCACUUGACUGGAACACCGGCGACUCAAUGGGACAGCUAGAUUACACCAACAUCGACUGGAGCCUGGACAAAAGCCCAUCUUUCCCAAGACCAGACAGACAGUUCCCGAGUUCCAGAACGUCCGCAUAUAAUCAUAAUACCGACAGGUACAUCGAUAGACCGUGGAAUAGAAUGAGAUCGGAUGGGUGGAAUGGGAUGGGAAUUGUAGGAAUGCAGGAGGUAGGGAUAGGCUCCGGAGGUGAAAUACAAAGGGGGAAGAAUGCCAGGGAUUGGACAUCACCGUUCGAGGGUAAGGACCUGUUUAGCUUGUCUAGACAGUUUGUUUCUUCUCCUUCGCUUUGAUGUAAAACUGGGAGAGUUUGGUGGUGGGUUCUGUCUUGUGUUGUAUCACCUUUCUUUUAAAUGUUUCUUCUUUGCUGUAUUCUCCAUUUCCCUUAUAUAUAUAUGUGAAUGUGAUUUCAUUUUCUA